AUGGCUAUGUACUACUAUGCUAGCAAGCUAUCAGCAGUCGCAUGCGGUACUCGCUGCCGGCAAGGAUUAGCACGCCGCCAGCGGACCAAUCGCACCAACCGGCCGGGCCAGGGCGGCAAGAAGGACGACGAUGAAGACUCCGACGAUAAUAGCAAAGAUAAAAAGGCACUGUCGAACUUCUUCUGCGAAAGCACCAACGAUACUAUUGUGAUAUCAGUGAAGUCGUCCGAGCAACCGGAAGUGUGCUGCGAAAGUACGCCAACCCUUGCGCAGCACACGCUAGGCAGUCUCGGUACGGGCGGCAUUAUGUACGGUAACGGAACCAUUGUUUCCGGUCCGCUGGAAUCGCUAAUAGAUUUACUGAUGCCUGGCAAUGUGGAAGAAUUCGAUCAGGACUACGUGUUUUCCUUCCUGCUGUCGGCCAGAUUUUUCAUCCGCUCGUACGAGCUGCUCGGGAAGCUGCUGGAAUCGAUACCGGAACCGGAACCGCUCGAGCGCAUCGUGCCCCUGCUCGGCGUCUGGACGCGCAUGUUCCCGUACGACUUCCGCGACGAGCGCAUGAUGAAUCACGUCAAACAUAUCGUAGCUAGAUGUGCGGACACCAAGCUCGCGAACGUGGUGCCCCAACUACUGUGUGCCUUGCUGGCUCGACUUACCGAGCUGGAAAACCACGAGGAAGAGCUCAGAAGCUAUCAAUCAACCGUAGACAAUAAGACUGAAUCGAUCAGCUGGCCGACGGCAACGCAGCUAGCCCAGCUACUGUGCCGCAUCGAGCGAAACCUCGCCAAGCACGUAGGUCCGGAGGAGUUUGUCCAGUGCAGUGCCAACCUGCUGAAGGAUCCCAACCGGGAGGACUUUACGCCGAAACCGGCAUCGACGGGCCUGUCCGGCGGAUCCGGCGCCGGUCACGGAACAUCACUCGAUGGCAAGAAAACCUGCAACCUGGAAAGCUACCUGGAAUGGUCCGCCCGAUUGCGGUUGCUGGUGGCGAACGAGAUACUGAAGUGUCGAAACAUUCUGGAUCGCAACAAACAGUUCGAGCUGUGGAGCGGUGCCGCCCAAUAUUGUCUGCUCGUUGGCAACUACAACAGCGCCACGGCCAUUCUGGAAUCGUUUGAUCUGCCACCCGUCGCCCGGCUGCAAGUCACGUGGAGCAAAUUGUCUUCGACAACGAGCCAACAGCUCGACUGUAUGCAGCGGCACGCCGAAGGUUGCGGCAGCCUCUGGAGCAAACAGACGGAACAGCAUGGGAAUGGUGGCACCGAUGGACGCCGUUCCGCGCUGCAAUCGACGCUUACCGAUGGAUCUUCCAAACCAUCGACAUUGAGUAGCUCGGCAUCGGUCGCGACCGGAAGCGGGGUGACCAGAUCGACGUCCAACGAAUGGGUCGUGAUUCCGGUUUUUGUCGACAUCAUCAAGCUUGCGCUCAAGGCGAGAGAGGACUGUUGCGUAAGGCUGCCGAAUGGUCACAUAAACAUGACAGCAUUCGAUCGAUUGGCAGCCAUCGUCGGUGCUUUUACCAAGCACAUGAUCCAGGUCAAUCAAACGCUACCGGACGUCGGACAGUACGCGACACUCUGCCAGUUCAUGCAAAGUUGUAAGCUGCUCAACGAAACAGAGCUGAUGCUGGCAUCGUUCGAAUGCGAAGCACCGACGCCGGCCGAGAAGGAAUUGUACGACGUUGCAUAGCAUUUGCUGCAACUUCUGCUGCCGCCACUUCUGCUCAUCUUCCAGUACCGGAUGGGCUACGUUCCACCGACCAACCGGGAAGCGGGAAAGUGUUCCGGGCCAGGCUGGGGCUGGAUGUUAGUGGACCGCUACAGUGAAUACGAUUGUGUGCCAGCAAACACCAGGAACAUGCCGUUUCUCAGCAAGUGGAUUUCGAUAUUCGAUUGCGCAUCGGGAACGGAAAUCGAGUGCAUCAACUGAUGCGCAAAUUGCAUCGAACACUCACGUCCCCACAAACGGGGUUGGUCCGACGGUCCCACUGUAUCAUACGUCAGCUAGGUUUAUUAGUUAGUGUUUCCUUUUCACACACACACACACACCGUACGGUCCGGGGGCAGUCCCGUGGGGGCCAAACAAUGGAGGGAAUAAAAUUUUAUUUCCAAUUACCCAUAAAACAAAAUCUUCAUCCAUGGGUGAAGAAUGAACGCUCCGGGGCAGAUGUAUGGAAGUGAAAGCAAAAAAAAACCGUCGGACACACACGUAGUACAGUAGCAGUAUGUAGGAAUAGGGAGACACAAAAAAAAAUGUGUGUAAAUUGCGAGAAGAAAAAAAAAACGGGAAGUGAUAAACGGAUGAGCGGAUAUUUCCAAGUCAGUGAAACGGAUGAUUGUCUUCGGGGAAAGGGAGUAUGAGUAUCCGACAACGUUCCCGAUCGAAAGCUUACAGGAACAGCAGCAGCAACACGACUCGAGCACCGUUGCGCUUUACUCGCAGGUUUUGCCUUUUUUUUCUGUAUCAUCAUCACACAAGUUGAUUGUAGUCCAGCUCGAUGGACCAGGUACUCCGUUUUUAUCAUUUCUAUCUUACUGCCGUUUCGAUUUAUAUCGCGUUAUCGCGUGGUGAUGGUUGAUGCUAAAGGUGCCCUACCGAAGUAGGGAAACAUUCGUUUCAGAAGAAAGGUUCCACAUUUGUAACCAGAGACUGGGGAGGAUCGAAAAAACGAUCGCCCCUCUAACGAUGUCAACGAUGAAAGUAGAAAGAGAAAUGGCA
Anopheles moucheti is the source of this 2718-nucleotide messenger RNA. Its product is annotated as ras-GEF domain-containing family member 1B-like. The record is from RefSeq and is a predicted model, not a curated record. Gene Ontology annotation, cellular component: plasma membrane. Gene Ontology annotation, molecular function: guanyl-nucleotide exchange factor activity. The transcript has 10 exons. Gene Ontology annotation, biological process: positive regulation of GTPase activity; Ras protein signal transduction. Lineage: Eukaryota; Metazoa; Arthropoda; Insecta; Diptera; Culicidae. The coding region runs from base 1 to 1689 and encodes 562 amino acids.